Beta vulgaris subsp. vulgaris (sugar beet) is the source of this 3772-nucleotide messenger RNA. Its product is annotated as pentatricopeptide repeat-containing protein At2g17140. Bases 121 to 2742 code for a protein of 873 amino acids. Lineage: Eukaryota; Viridiplantae; Streptophyta; Magnoliopsida; Caryophyllales; Amaranthaceae. Gene Ontology annotation, molecular function: protein binding. The record is from RefSeq and is a predicted model, not a curated record. The transcript is spliced from 3 exons.
UGGUUGUGUAAUAUCUAGAGUUGGAAAUGACUUUUAUAAUAUCCCGCCAUUUACACCUCCAACAUCUCCCCAAAACACAAAGUCACUUUCACUCAAAACAAACGGCUAAAUUGCCACCAUAUGAACCAGAAAACACUCAACAAAGCACUUCUCAAGAAUUCCCAGAACCCUGCAUUAGCAUGGCAGAUCUUCAAACGCAUCAUCUCCAACCCUGCUUCUUCUUCUUCUUCAUCUUCAAUCUCUCUCCACAAUUCCUUACCAAUAAUUGCCCAGAUCCUUAUUCGCGCCAAAAUGUACCCCCAACUCGAUAACCUUCAUAACCAACUUCUUCUCCUGCACAAAAAAUCAGCUACUACUCCACUCUUUUCCCUUGUUCGCAUUUUGGCAAAAUAUGACCUCAUUGACAUGGCAAUUUUGCACUUUCAGUCUACUCGGAAACAAUUUCCUCAGAAUCCGCCACCAAUUUAUAUUUACAAUGUGCUUCUCGAGUCGUCCGUUCGACAAAAUAAGCUUGAUUUGGUUCCAUUGUUGUAUAAAGACAUGUUCUUUUCUGGGGUGUCUCCAGAAAUUUAUACCUUUAAUCUUUUGAUUAGGGGGUUGUGUGAUUCGGGUCAUUUGGAGGAUGCACGGAAGGUGCUCGAUAAAAUGCCUGAAAGAGGUUGUAAGCCGAAUGAGUUUAGUUUUGGGAUUUUGAUUCGUGGGUAUUGUAGGACAGGGUUUGCAACCGAAGGGUUGGUAAUUUUGGAUGAAAUGAGGCAAACUGGUUUGGUUCCUAACAAGGUUGUGUAUAAUACAUUGAUUUCGAGCUUUUGUAAGGAGGGUAACAAUGUUGAGGCUGAGAAAUUAGUGGAAAUGAUGAGAAAGGAUGGUCUGGUCCCAGAUGUUGUCACUUUUAAUUCUAGGAUUGGAGCUCUGUGUAAGGCAGGAAAGAUGCUAGAAGCCUCUAGAAUAUUUAGGGAUAUGCAGAUAGAUGAUGCACUUGGUUUACCUAGACCUGAUAUUGUCACGUAUAACCAAAUGCUCGAGGGGUUUUGCAGGACGGGGAUGCUUGAGGAAGCUGAAGUUUUGGUUGAUACAAUGAAAAAAGGUGAUCAUUUAAUGACGUUGGAUAGUUAUAAUAUAUGGUUAAAGGGCUUGGUCUGGAAGGGCAAGCUUUUAGAGGCACAAUUAGUUCUCAAAGAGAUGAUAGAAAAAGGAAAACAGCCUAAUAUUUACUCAUAUAAUAUUGUGAUGGAUGGGUUAUGCAAAAAUAAUAUGCUAUCUGAUGCAAAAAUCACUGUCAAGUUGAUGAAAGAUGGUGGUAUACACCCUGACAUAGUAACUUAUACCUCUUUGCUUCAUGGAUACUGCAGGAGAGAAAUUGUAUCUGAAGCAAAUAAUACUCUGAAUGAGAUGAUGGGAGCAGGAUGUUUCCCAAACUUAUACUCCUGCAAUAUUUUGCUCCAUAGUUUGUGGAGUCAGGGAAAAAUAGCAGAAGCAGAGAGCUUGCUGCAAAAGAUGAAUGAGAAAGGCUAUGAGUUGGAUACUAUCACAUGUAACAUAGUGGUUCAUGGUCUCUGCAGAAGUGGAAAACUUGAUAAAGCUAUUGAAACUGUUGAUGGAAUGUGGAAACAUGGAAAGGCCGCUCUUGGUGAUCUAGAAAACAUGAAUGUUGGCUUAGUAGAAGAUGGUAGUGGUGGAAAAAAAUGCUGCCCUGACAUGGUUACAUAUUCAAUUAUAAUUAGAGAGCUAUGUGAAGCUGGAAGGCUUGAAGAUGCUAAAAAUAAGUUGAUUGAGAUGAUAGGUAAAAAUCUAUAUCCUGAUUCAAUUAUAUACAAUACUUUUAUACGUAGUUAUUGUAAAAUUGGGAAGAUUUCAUCUGCAUUUCGAGUUCUCAAGGAAAUGGAGAAAAGGGGGCUUGACAAGACUCUGCAAACUUACAAUUCACUAAUUACGGGCUUGGGGUUCAAAAAUCAAAUCUUCGAAAUGUAUGGACUUCUCAAUGAAAUGAGAGAACAAGGCAUUGCUCCUAGCAUAUGUACCUACAAUAGUAUAAUUAGUUGUCUUUGUGACACUGGCCAAACCAACGAUGCCUUGUCUCUUUUAAAUGAGAUGUUACAGAAAGGUGUAGCGCCUAACAUUCACUCUUUCAGAGUGCUAAUGAAGGCCUUUUGCAGAGAAGGUGAAUUUAGAGCUGCACAAGAGGUUUUUGAAAUUGCCCUCAGUGCGUGUGGACGUAAGGAAGCACUGUAUAGUGCUAUGUUCAAUGAGUUACUUCUUGGAGGAGAAAUUAUUGAAGCUUGUGAAUUAUUUGUAAUUGCAUUAGAUCUGUGCCUUUAUAUAGGAAACUUCAAUUACAAUGAACUGAUUGGCCGACUCUGCAACCAUGAAAAGUUGGAUGAUGCUUCUGAUAUUCUCUACAAAUUGAUUAGUAAAGAAUAUGACUUUGAUCCUGCAUCAUUCAUGCCAGUGAUUGAUGCCUUACGUAAACUAGGGAAGAAACAUGAAGCAGAUGAACUUGCCGAGAGGAUGUUGCUCAUGUCUGGCGCAGGAGGGUUUACGAAUAAAGUUUGUUUGAAUAAUCAUGCAAAGCUCAAGAAGAAAGGUGAAGGCAAAUGGAGGAAUAUAGUGCACAGGGAGGAUGGCAGUGAAAUCGCGCUAAAAUCUCUUAAACGGGUACAAAAAGGAUGGGGUCAAGGCAGCAUCUUAAAUUUGCCAACUUUAAAAACAGAAGCAAGUGAUUAUUGGGAUGAUAUAGGAUGAUUAUGGUUUAUUUGAUGCACAGUAACAUGUAAACGGGAGCUGAUUGUGUUGACACAGGUAGCCAAGGCUGCAUCGAAUUGCCAGUUUGGUAUUAAGAAGGGAGUCUCUGAAAGAUUGGCAUAAAAAAGUCCCCGACAACAUGGUGAUUACGAAAACUAAUCCUGAAUGGCCAGAUCACAAUGCUUUUGUCUCAGAAUGAGAUGACGAGAGCUGGAUAUUUCCCAAACUUACAUGCCUGCAAUAUUUGCUCCAUAAUUUGUGUUGUGAAGGAAAACUAUCAUGAUCAGAGAGCGUGGUGUAAAAGAACGAGGAGAAAGGUUAUAACUUGGUACUAUAUCAUGUUAUAACUCAUAGGUCAAAGCCCCUAACAGAUGCUAAUAAAAUAUGUUUUUCUUCCUUAUCUCUGUCCCCUUCGUUGGCCAUUCUGUUGAAGUUUCAGACUUUAAGGUAUGUAACUGGCUAACUGCUAAGAAGACUUCCCAGUUCGUCGAAGAGAUGCAGGAACAUGAAAAUUUUCACUUGCCCUAGUAGUUGGGCAAGUAGACUCUUUUUGAGUUUUCUAUGAAAGUUAAAAUGGAAGUUUUAUUAUGUUCCUGUAUUUACGACUUUAAAGGUGAUGCUAAGAAGACUUCCCAGUUCGUCGAAGAUAUGCAGGAACAUGAUAUUUUUCACUUUCCCUAGUAGUUGAGCAAGUCUUAUUUUUUUUGUACCCCCUUACAGAAACCCAAUGAUAAGCAAAAUUUUCCUCUGGGUUGUACACUCGCCCAAAUACCCAACAAGCACCCCCUGCACCACACACAUACAUUGAAAUUAUGCUUCCACGAAGAUUUAAACCUUGGUCUCCCAUGUAAGAGAUAAGAAGCGAUACCAUUGGACCUAAGGGUCCUUGGUAAAAUGCAAGUCUUAUUAUGUUUGUGUAUUUAUGACUUUAAAGGUGAUACUUCAUCAUUUACGAGUCCAUUGAUUCAAAGCAAAACCUUAUGAUUUUGUACCUUUGACAAAUUAUCCAAAGUUUAGAUUGCUCUUUUCA